ACUGCCACGUAGAGGAGACCCUCCACGACAAACACUCGAGUUCAUGUGUGUAUCCUGCUGUUCCUUGAGGAAGGUUGCGUGUGGCGGCAUGCUGCUGGCUGUGCUGAGCUGGUUCUGCUCCACCCUGCUGCUGUCUGUCAGCGGGGGGAAGCUGCCCGAAGCCGAGGUGCAGAUAGAAGUUCUGCACAGACCUUUUCUCUGUCAUCGAAAAUCAAAGUACGGAGACAUUCUGCUGGUGCAUCAUGAGGGAUACCUUGAGAACGGGACCAUGUUUCACUCCAGUCGCAUUCAUGGUGAUAAGCAGGCAGUGUGGUUUACUCUGGGCAUCAAAGAAGUGAUCAAGGGCUGGGAUAAAGGCUUGCAGGACAUGUGCUCUGGAGAGAAGAGGAAACUAGUGAUUCCUCCAGCCCUGGCCUAUGGGAAGGACGGGAAAGGUAAGAUCCCACCUGAGAGCACAGUGACCUUUGUCAUCGAGGUGCUUGAGAUCAGAAAUGGGCCAAGGUCACAUGAGUCCUUUCAGGAGAUGGACCUCAACGAUGACUGGAGGCUCUCCAAGCAAGAGGUGAAAGAAUACCUGAAGAAAGAGUUUGAGCGUCACGGCUACCCUCCCAACGACACUCUGCAUGAGAACAUGGUGGAGGAUAUCUUUGCCAAAGAGGAUGAGAACAAAGACGGCUUCAUAUCCUCCAGAGAGUUCACUUACAAGCACGAUGAACUUUAAGCUCUCUUUCUGUGCCACAGCUCACUCAUGCAGUCUUUUUAUAAGUUAAUGGUGGAAAUACUUUGGAGUUUAUUGCAAACGCUCUCUCAGGUUACCUAAAGGUAUUUCCGUUUUAUAGAAGCAUUGUGUUUGCGUGGUGUGUAACAUGUAAACUCCUCCUGUGUGAAGAUUUGCGUGGUGGGAUUUGAGCGAGCAGGUUUUUUGAAUCUGAUUAUUUCAUUUAUUUUUUGUUUUAACAAGUCUGCAUUUUUGUGUGUGUUGUUUCAUUCACAGGUACUUUACAAACCUUAUGUAGCAGACUUAUAUAUAAAAAAAAUAGAGCAGGGUAAAAUGGUUCAUCUUGCAUAAACCUUUUGAAGACUGUAUUUUCAUUUGGUUGCAGGUUUAUCUGUGGUAAAAGAAAAGGGGUGAAUGCAUGUAGUGGCUGUUCAUCCUGCAAGAAGAUAUAGAUGCUAAAUUUGGCUGUGGAAUUAAGGGAAAUUCUACCAGAUUAAUGCAGGUGACCUAGAAACCAAAAUAAAAUUUUAAACAAAUAAAACUAUUUAAUGACAGACAUUAUGACAUUAUUAAUAGCAGAAUGAGCAGGUGUAACUAAUAACAUAAAAGCUCCAUUCCAUUUCAGUAUGCACACUACUCGAACACCUCAAUGGAAUCUGGCCAUUAUUUAUGUUAUUAGAGUAGCCUGCAUUUUAAAGGGGAAACUAUAUGUGAGAAAGUCAUAUUGCACAUGAAUACACUGCAAUACCAAGCAGAAAGGAUAGUCAGUCUGCUCUGCAGCCUUGUUCUGAUUUCUCAAAUGCACAUGAAGAAAUAUUACGUUUUAAAUCCUUCUUACAUUUUACACAUAUUUGUAUAAUGACAAAUUCUCUCCGCUGACAAAAUUGUCAGGGCAAAGUGAGAUUAGCUGUACUUGUUAUUUUUAAGUGUUAAACCAGAAAAUGUUCCCUCAGAGAGACUAGAAUCUAGACUGUCCUGUUUCUAUAACUUUGGGGAUAACUUCUUUUACAAAAACACAUCAAGAUUAAGAUAAUCUCUUCUGUUCUUAGGGAGGUUUUAAUGUCGGUCUCUAUUUUAAAACCAAUGUGAUCAAUAAAGUGACACCUUUCUUAACAAAA
Messenger RNA from Dicentrarchus labrax (European seabass), 1836 nucleotides. RefSeq names its product peptidyl-prolyl cis-trans isomerase FKBP14. The transcript is spliced from 4 exons. Bases 44 to 721 code for a protein of 225 amino acids. Gene Ontology annotation, molecular function: calcium ion binding; peptidyl-prolyl cis-trans isomerase activity. The record is from RefSeq and is a predicted model, not a curated record. Lineage: Eukaryota; Metazoa; Chordata; Actinopteri; Moronidae.